Molecule: messenger RNA, 1223 nt
Organism: Diospyros lotus (date-plum)
Lineage: Eukaryota; Viridiplantae; Streptophyta; Magnoliopsida; Ericales; Ebenaceae
Exons: 6
Coding region: 155-1042 (295 amino acids)
Biological process (GO): ubiquinone biosynthetic process
Cellular component (GO): mitochondrial inner membrane
Molecular function (GO): lipid binding
Source: RefSeq, a predicted model, not a curated record
CCCAAACCAGAAAACCUAACAAGUGGAUCCGCAAAAUCAAGAAUCAAUCGAACAAACAAACAAACAAGCAAGCAAAGGCCAAAGCAAAAGCGCGAGCCUAGCCUCCUCUCUGAAACAGUUGUGAAGACCAAUCGCAGCGGGGACAGCAAUAAUAAUGUUUCGUUCAGCGGGGAAGCGGUUGCUCCUCGUACCGCCGUUGUUGCGCAGCCAAAUUUCUCGAUUUCCAAUUUCAAUGGUACCAAACUACUCCUCUCGUUUUUCUUCUCACACGUUCGCUGAUCAAAGCCCCAGAAAUUGUAAUAGUCCCCAUAAUCCGCAACCUCCGAAUUCUUCCGACUCAUCCGAAGCUCACCGCCAGACCCCUCGAGCAGCUGAUUACGAGGACGAGCAAGCUCGAGUCCUCAGCGUCUCCCUUCGCCACGUGCCUAGGUUGGGAUGGAGUGAAGCAGCCAUGAUUGCUGGUGCAAGAGAGGCUGGUGUUUCACCUUCUAUAGUUGGUUCUUUCCCUAGGAAAGAAGCUACACUAGUAGAGUUUUUCAUGGAUGAGCGUUUACAAAGGCUUAUUGAUAGAAUUGAAUCGCAUGAAGAUUUGAGGAACUUGAUACCCAGUGAAUGCAUCUCAAAGCUUGUUCGCAUGCGCUUAGAAAUGCAGGUCCCCUACAUAUCUAAAUGGCCUGAAGCACUUAGCAUCCAGGCUCAACCACAAAAUUUUCCGACUAGUUUUAAGCAACGAGCCAUGCUGGUUGAUGAGAUCUGGCAUGCUGUUGGUGAUAUGGCCACUGAUGUUGACUGGUAUGUGAAGCGUACAGUUCUUGGAGCAAUAUACUCAACAACUGAGGUGUACAUGCUAACUGAUAGUUCACCAGAAUUUCAAGAUACAUGGGCUUUCUUGGAUGGGCGAGUUAAAGAUGCAUUUGAUCUGAAAAAGAGCAUUCAAGAGGGAAAAUAUCUGGUCGAAGCUGUUGGUGCUGGAAUGGGAAGCUCUUUGCAAGGAUUCAUGAGUACAGUUUUCAGGUCUAAUGUUAAUGGUGGGACAACCUGAGAGGUUUCACAUUGCCAGCGAUGUCCAUAUACCGAAUGGUGAUCCAAAAUAAUUCCCUACCCCUCAACCACAGGAAAAAAAAAAAAUCAAUCCAUUUUGAAUUGCUUUGAAUUGGUUGUGAGACUGGAAGGCUGCUGUACACUGAUAUUAUCCCUGAGAAUUAAUUAUUUGUUUUCCUAAA